UCCCCGAAAUCUCUCUCUCUUACCUCUCUCUCUCUCUCUCUCUCUCUCUGCGUGACGCCGAGUCCCUGUUCUUUCUUCGUUUGCUCCAAUGGCGAAUGAGAAAUUGACAGAGUACGAGCGCAGAAGAUUGGAGAACAUCAGACGGAACGAUGAAAUGAUGGCUGCUCUCAAGAUCCACGCUAAAGCUUCUCUCCUCUCCGCUGCAACCAAACGUCGAAGAGUCGAGUGCAAAUCGUACAAAUCAACGGAGAAGAAAAGCAAACCUGAAACUCCGAUUGUUAUCCGUCGGUCUCUCCGCACUAGAGGAUUGAAGCCAGAUUCAGGUGGUUUAACCGACGAUAAAUUUCCCAAAUCUGUCAGUUUUCCGAAGCAAUCGCCCACUGUAAUGGGUCCAUUAGCCUUCGAAGAUGCUUAUGAUGGGUGGGGUUCAGACAGGCAAUUCGUUGACACCAUUCUGGAUAUUGCGAAAAAGUCUGAUCUUGGGAAAAGUGUUAAAGUAAAAAGUGAUUCUAUCUGUAAGGACGAGGAAUCUAGAGAUGCAUCUCCGGUGAGUAAAGAACUUAGAAGAUGUACACGGAGUCCUGGUCGCGCAUCUAGUGUUGUCAAAUGUGAAGAUUUAGAUUCCUCUUGUGAUUCUGCCAAGAACGAACGUGUGGUUUUUCCAAUUAAGUGUGAGAACAGCGAGUCUAGGAAUGCUCUUGAUUUGGAAUCACUGACUUUAGAACCCAAAAAUGUAGCACGUGUUGUGCCCGGGAGGAUAUUUGUUGUGAAGUUCUUACCUUGUGCUGAUGUCAAUAUGGUCGCAGCUGGGGAUAAAUUGGGGAAUAUAGGGUUCUGGAAUUUGGAUAGCAAGGACGAGGAAGAUGGAAUAUAUCUGUACCACCCUCACAGUGCCCCUGUCUCAUCUAUCUUGUUUCAGCGAAGCUCAUUAUCGAAGGUCAUAACCAGCUGUUAUGGUGGUUUCAUCCGGUUAAUGGAUGCCGAAAAGUCUGUAUUUGAUCUGGUAUAUUCCAGCAGUUAUGCUGUAUAUUCCCUUUCGCAACGCCCAGAGGAUGAACAAAGCUUAUAUUUUGGCGAGGGAGCUGGAGGGUUCAAUGUGUGGGACCUUAGAGCAGGAAAAUCGUCCUUCCAGUGGGACCUACAUGAAGGCAGGAUUAACUCUGUUGAUUUCAACCCACAAAAGCCCUACAUCAUGGCUACAAGUUCUUCGGAUGGGACUGCUUGCCUUUGGGAUUUGAGACGUAUGGGUGCCAAAGAGCCCAGGACAUUGAAUACCCUUACACAUGGCAAGGCUGUGCACUCUGCUUAUUUCUCGCCUUCUGGACUUUCGCUCGCAACGACGAGCUUUGACAACCAUGUGGGUAUACUUGGCGGCAGCAAUUUUGAAGAUAUCUCCAUGAUAGAUCACAACAAUCAUACAAGUAGAUGGAUUUCUACUUUCAGGGGAAUAUGGGGAUGGGAUGAUUCAUACAUAUUCAUAGGGAACGUGGGAAGAGGGGUGGACGUGAUAUCUACAGCAGAAAAGAGAACAGUGAAGACAUUGCAGAGUCCUAAUGAGUCGGCCAUUUCGUGUAGAUUCCAUUCCCAUCCUCUCAAUGUCGGCAUGCUUGCAGGAUCCACUGCUGGUGGCCAAGUCUAUGUCUGGUCUCCAAACUAAGCUUACUCUUCUUCUUCUUCUCUUUUCUUUUUGGCAAAUUCAUCAAGUUUCAGACAGGCAUUAGUCUUUUGGCCAUGAGAUAUCCCAUGGUUGUUGUUUUUUUUGUCCCCCUGGCCGUUCAUAAUUAGAUGUGCAACAAGUUUGUAGUUAUUUCCAACUGAAAAAAUGGAAUGUAUGAUUUUUUUUUA
Molecule: messenger RNA, 1845 nt
Organism: Tarenaya hassleriana
Lineage: Eukaryota; Viridiplantae; Streptophyta; Magnoliopsida; Brassicales; Cleomaceae
Product: WD repeat-containing protein 76
Exons: 5
Coding region: 89-1657 (522 amino acids)
Biological process (GO): regulation of DNA damage checkpoint
Cellular component (GO): nucleus
Molecular function (GO): DNA binding; protein binding
Source: RefSeq, a predicted model, not a curated record